GGUGUCUAAGGCGGUAGUAGGUAUUCAUUUUUUGUUUGCCAAAAAUGCCCUUAGCAGCUCUAUAAAUUGGACAUAAACUCAUAGCAAGCAAAACACACAAAGAAAGAUGAAGUCGAUUAAUAUUUUGAGUUUCCUCGUGCUUUCAAGUACCCUCUCUUUGGUUGCCUUUGCUCAAUCUUUCAGUUCUGAGAAUCCAAUUGUCCUCCCCACAACUAGUCAUGAUGAUGAUAAUCUUGUACUCCCUGAAGUUUAUGACGACAAAGGCCAUCCGCUGAGGAUUGGUGAGAAAUACAUUAUUGAGAAUCCUCUCAUCGGGGCCGGAGCCGUAUACUUGGACAAUAUUGGAAACCUUACAUGCCCAAACGCCGUGUUGCAGCACAUAUCGACUCCACCAUUUUUGGGAGAAGGCACGCCCGUCAAGUUCGUUCGUAAGCCGGAUGAUGGUGAUGUGGUGCGUGUAAUGACUGUUGUUUAUAUCAAAUUCUUUCCUAAAAUAACAAGCUUAUUGUGUGUUAACGAAACUGUUUGGAAAGUUAAUGAUGAAGCGUUGGUGGUAACUGGUGGUAACGUAGGAAAUGAAAAUGACAUCUUCAAGAUUAUGGAAACUGACUUGGUGACACCAGAAGGUUCCAAAGAAUACAGGUUACUGCAUUGUCCCGCUCAUCUUGGGUGCAAAAAUAUCGACGUCAACUUUAAAGAUGGAUAUCCUCGUCUGACGAUUGUCGAUGACGAUAAGAAAUUUACUCCAUUUGUGUUCAUCAAGGCGUAGAAUGCUAAUUAACUGGCUAGCUUGCAGCUUUCUAAAUAAAGUGGGGAUAUAUCCUUCUAUCGCUCCAUGUAAUUUAAAUUAAUGUAUGCUUAUCAAUAAAUAAACAAGCUAGCAAUCCUUCUUCAUUCAAAAA
Solanum stenotomum is the source of this 902-nucleotide messenger RNA. RefSeq names its product cysteine protease inhibitor 1-like. The record is from RefSeq and is a predicted model, not a curated record. The coding region runs from base 107 to 769 and encodes 220 amino acids. Gene Ontology annotation, molecular function: endopeptidase inhibitor activity. NCBI's taxonomy places the organism in Eukaryota, Viridiplantae, Streptophyta, Magnoliopsida, Solanales, Solanaceae. The transcript has a single exon.